UCUUCUGGCAAAACUAAAGAAGCAAGCAAUACAGCAAUGGCACCGACCUUGUACCUAUGCCUUGUAGAGAGCAUGGUGUUCAGGGUGUUCAUAGCAGUUUAAUUAGUUAACCGCCUUGGAAUGUUUGUAUAUCGGCCACACGAAGUGUCAGUUUGGUGUUUAUAGUGUCCUUUGCAACGUUAACAUCAUGUUUUCCUUCAUCAAGGCUGCUGUCGGCGGAUUGGCCGGUAUCUGUAGAACCCACGGUCACCAACAAGGUCUUUUACACAGCCACUUGAAAGUCCUAGCUGCUGGCCUGAAGACACAUGAAAUCCCUCCAGACUACAGUGAUUUGGUGCUGCCAGAGAAACCCAAACUGAAGUUUAUGAACAAGGUGCCUAACUUUAAAAAGGCCAAGAAAGAGAUGAAGAAGCUACGAGAUAUCCAAGGCCCAGCGAGGGCAGCAAAUGGCUUCACUACAGGACAGUACGCUAUUGUGGCCAUGGGAGGGGGCUACCUUCAUUGGGGUCACAUAGAGAUGAUACGUCUAACCAUCAACCGCAAGAUGGAUUCCCGGACUACAUUUGCCCGCUGGCGCAUCAAUGGCCCAUAUAAACCCGUCACACGUAAAGGUUUGGGUCAGCGCAUGGGUGGGGGCAAGGGAGCCAUCGACCACUAUGUGACACCUGUCCGCUACGGUCGUUUAAUCGUGGAAGUGGGAGGAAAGGUGGAGCUGGGGGAGGUUGAGCAUAUCUUGACUGAAGUGGCAAAGAAACUACCUUUCCCUGCCAAGGUGAUGAGCAGAGAGAGCCUAGCAGCUCUGCAAAAGAAGCAGGCUGAUAUGGAGCAGAAUAAUCAGAAUCCCUGGACGUUCAAGGAGAUAGCGCAGAGCAACAUGCUGGGUAUCAGGAAGGUGCUCAGCCCCUUUGACCUGCAAAACCACGGACGCUUCACAGGCAAAUUUCACCUCCCGUGGAGGGUGUGACAGACCUGAGGGACAGAAACCGACACCGUGUCAUCCUGUAACACCAUCCAGACCACACCGGGGGAAAAAGCAACCAAAAUGUUUAGUUAUAUUUCGGAAUCUUUUUUUCAUUUUUGUUUUUUAAUGCAAACAUAUCAGUGAUUUUGACAUUUUACUUAAGGAAUAUCUUUUCCUUUUUCUGCUUAAAAUAUGAAUAAACUAGAUUAUGUAUAUUGGU
Molecule: messenger RNA, 1181 nt
Organism: Perca flavescens (yellow perch)
Lineage: Eukaryota; Metazoa; Chordata; Actinopteri; Perciformes; Percidae
Gene: mrpl16
Product: mitochondrial ribosomal protein L16
Exons: 5
Coding region: 188-964 (258 amino acids)
Biological process (GO): mitochondrial translation
Cellular component (GO): mitochondrial large ribosomal subunit; ribosome
Molecular function (GO): rRNA binding; structural constituent of ribosome
Source: RefSeq, a predicted model, not a curated record